UAAACUGCAUCUUGGUCCCGGCAUCUUGUAUUCAAUCUAAUACAAUGUCUGGAGAAAAAUCGGGCUGUUUUACUUGGUGUGUAAGGUUGAAAGAAGCGUGCAAUGAAAGGUGGGCUCGGUUUAUCAACAGACUCCGUCGCCGAUUCUACGCAAGAAGAGACCAAAGAGUCGACUCAGCCAGUGUCUUAAAUGAGACUGGAACAAAAGAUAUGGUGUUGUCUAAAACACCACGCAGAUCCAACAUAGUGAUUCCUGACAUACUUGCUGGAAACAGUGUCACAGAUGAACCAUUGAAUGUUGCAAUUGUGAAUGAUAAAGACAUCGACAUGCAAGUUGGGGAAUACGUAGCAAGGAUCAUACAGACAGCAGUCGACUCAUUGAAGUCUUGCGCUCAGUUGCUUAGCAACACAAGAAUAAUCACAGUGAACGCAGACGACAACGUUUCCCUGACUUCAAGCGUAAUCAGCCAAAUAGCAGACAUUGCUGUGACCGAUAGCUUAACAAAUAUUGUUAUGGAAAAUGAUACCAACCAGUCGGCAAUCAAAGGAAUGAAAUCAAGGACAAGUGCAGAAUUCAUGGACACACAUCGACUGGUUUCCGCCGACAACGCCGAUGAUGACCUGGCAUAUUUCAAGGCUUAAAACAGAUGCCACCGACAGCCGUGCAAGCCUACUUUAUUUAUACGUUUUCUUAUAACUGUUGUGUAUUACUAUAUUUAAAAGCAUGUUUUCUGAGGUUCUGAAUUUUAAUAAAAUUCAUCGAACUUUA
Molecule: messenger RNA, 768 nt
Organism: Mercenaria mercenaria
Lineage: Eukaryota; Metazoa; Mollusca; Bivalvia; Venerida; Veneridae
Exons: 7
Coding region: 45-641 (198 amino acids)
Source: RefSeq, a predicted model, not a curated record